UGCGCAGUCUCUUGCAAUUAACUAAAAGUACGAACACUAUGUCAUAUUACGUAUGCUUUAUAUGAUUUAAUCAAGUACAAUACUGCACUUAAUUCCAUUUUGUUGAUGUUACAAAAAAACUUGUUUAUGUAUGCAUAAGUUACAAUUAGCGCUGUACAUCAACUGCAGCGAUCCACAUUUCCAUAAUUUGUUUAUUUAAUGGCGUGUUGUGAAUUUCCGCAGUGUCAGAUGUAACAAGUAAGUCCACUCGAUCAAGUCCAGCAUACAGAAAAUGAAAAACAAAGCAGCACUACUGAAUCUGCACUCACGACCUUUCUCACCGAAACCCAGUUGUCUCGCUAGGAAACUCGCCAUAAAAGCGAACGAUAAAGCGAAAAUGUCAUGUUCGCAAUCCAGGAAACCUCACCGAUCAAAGCACGUUGACGAACAAAAGGGAGACGAUUUCGAGAAGGGCAGAAAAAUGGCCGAUCCGCGGGAUUUCCGUCGGUUUACCAUGGACGAAGCCAAAGCACGCGGCAUCAAGAUGGGCGUGGUCAAUAAGAUCAACAUCCAACAGCGUCCCAUCCACAUCAACCAGCAGAUUGUGGAAGUGGCACGCGUGAAGAACGCCCAACAUUAUAUCCAUUAUUUACUGCAAGGGAAGGUGCCGCAACUGGAGCACACUGGUGUGGGUGGAGAACAGGUCACAGCGCCUAAUGUCGGGAUGAGGACUAGAAAAACCCCGUUCAAACCAGUAAAACCGAAGAAAAUCGUCAAGACAGACAAAGCGUUGCCUGGUGCUGAGAAAGAAAAAGUGUGCAGAAUUCCUAAAAAGAUUUUCGCCUUGAGAAACACACUUCCGGUGCGACCGGCAUCUUUAGUCGGUGGUGCUUAUAGAAAGGGCAAGAGUUUACCAGAAAAGACGGAACACAAGGACAAAACGUUAAUCUCAAAAAGAAUUUCGACAGAUAAGUAGAGGAGCGCAAAUGGUCCAUGGAAGAACAAAUAAUCACUAGUUUCAUCACUUUAAGUACAGUACUUCUCCAUGUUUUACGGGAGCAGGCAGCAGUUACGGUGUUAAUGUUCUCGCUUUACCCAGAUUCCAGGCAUUCUACCAUGCAAGUGAUUUUUUGCAAUCAAGUUAUUGCAGGACGUCCAACAUUCUGAUGGCCAAAGCACAAGAUAUGAUGAAUAAUUGAUAACUAUUUUGUGUCGUACAUUUUUACACCAUGCAGAAGUGCAAAUGUAUCAACAGCGAAAUGCGAUAUGUACUUUUAAGUCAUAAAGAUUAAUAAUGCAGACACGAGUAUGUGUUAAUUGUACUACUACUAACUACUAAUGGUUAAAGUAGUAUUCGUA
Molecule: messenger RNA, 1338 nt
Organism: Paramacrobiotus metropolitanus
Lineage: Eukaryota; Metazoa; Tardigrada; Eutardigrada; Parachela; Macrobiotidae
Exons: 1
Coding region: 272-955 (227 amino acids)
Source: RefSeq, a predicted model, not a curated record